AUGUACAAGAUGAGUUACAACUGUACUCUGGAAGAAAUUGCUACAAAACAUGCAACCAAUUGUGCGUAUGGACAUACCACCUUUGAACAAAGACUAAAGACUGGUGAAAACCUUUACGGAAGAAUGCCAGGGAUUGAUGAUAAAACGCGACUGGUUGAUGAAGCCAGUAAUGGUUGGUUCAGUGAGCUGGCAGAUUAUGGUGUAGGACAGCAGAACAUUUUCACUGAGGAACUGCAAAAACGUCCAAAUACAAAAAUCGGACAUUAUGUUCAGAUGGUUUGGGGAGAUACUAUAUCAGUCGGAUGUGCUGCUCAAAACUGUGGUAACUUCAGCUGGGUCGUCUGCAAUUACUAUCCAACGUAAGU
This is a messenger RNA of Strongylus vulgaris, 365 nucleotides long. The record is from the annotation of a GenBank genome assembly. Lineage: Eukaryota; Metazoa; Nematoda; Chromadorea; Rhabditida; Strongylidae.